AUGCCCGUCGCCGCACUCGCGCCUCGCGCGCAUUAUGCAAGCUUGAAGCGCGACGAGAGCGAUCUUUCGGUCGCGAUGAAGGAGACGGCGGUGAGGAUGGCACCGUCAUUGCCCUCACCCUCGUCCAAGAUCUCCAUACCAAGGCCCCGGACGCCUUCCGCACCUGGGCCUGCGCGUGCGCACCAAGGCGGUCGCAGUCGCAAGACGCUGUGUCCAGCGUUGCAGGACGCGCGUCAGGUCUUCGCGAGCUUUCAACAUUCCUCUUACGUCGCCCCAAUUGCCUUCGGCGAUGGCUCUUCGACCUUUCAUCUGCAAGUCGACACCGGCUCCUCCGAUUUGGCAGGUGUUCAAUCAUCUUUCAGUGGAUUGCUGCCAGCACAUGCGGCUCGUCCUUGUGCAAGGCGCCCCGCGAUACGAUCCCUCUUCCUCCUCUCCCACAGGCCGUCACAAGACCUCAAGUUCGCCUCCGGAGAGGCAAGCGGUCCUAUCGUGUGGGAUAGCGUUCAGCUCGGGGGAUACCAAAUCUCGAACCAGGCAUUCGGAUCAAGAACCGUCCCUUCCGUGCUCGGGAUCGGACGACAUCCAAGCUCCCUCGUUCAUGAUCCCAGCAAGAUCCAGUACGACACCAUUGUGCCCUUAUCGAAACCGUCCUGGUGGAAAGCGCACAUAUCCGGGAUCACUGUUCACGUCGACGGCCAGGACAAGCCCGUCUCGUUGUCUGGCAAUACUCCUGGCUCGGAUGCAGGCAAGCCCACCGCUAUCCUCGACACCGGCGUCCCCAUCAUCCUCGCCACACAGGCCAUUGCCAAUGGAUUUACGUGCCUCGGCUUCAUCCAGACACCGCAGCAGUUCCCCGGCCUGUCCGCGAGCAUCAACAACGCGGCGGAUAUCAUCCUCGGCGUCCCCUUCCUCCGCAACCCGCUCCCCGAUGGCACCUUCCCCCGCAACUCGCAAGACCUUAACCAGGCCGGGGCACGCGGCCGCACUUGGGCCUCCUCGGGCUCACCGACCCCGCCGUCGCCGCGGUUGAGUUCCACCAGGCGCGGUACUCGGCAGGCCAUUGGGCUCGUCGCCCUCCACUCGACGCCAUCGCCAAUGAAGGGCCUGUCGAUUGGCGUCAAGGUCGUCAUCGGUUUCGCGGGCUUCUUCGGGCUCUGCAUCCUGCUCUUUGGCGGCCGCUGGUUGUGGAUGCGUCGGAAGUACGGGGACGACCCGCCGCGGCGGGCGCGACGGACGCCGAGCCUGGGCGAGGACGAUGGCACGCUGACCGAAGACGAGCUCCGGCAGCGGCGCUUCGAGGACUAUCGCCGGAAGAACUCGGCAUCCUACUACUCCGCAGACACGGCGCUCACCAUGGUCGAGUCCAACUCCUCCGACCGGCGCAAGACUUAUAUAAGGGGCAACCCUGACGAGUUCGGCGCCCUCGUCCCCCUCGCGUCCUCGCGCACCCUCUCCGGCACGGGCACGCGUGCGAGCUACCUCGACGGUUGGGACGACAGCACCUACGUCGACGACGCGGCGCGGCGCGACAACAUGGCGUCUCAGACCCCCAUGCUCCCCGCGUCCGGGAUGGACCUCGCGGAUAUCGCGGACCUGAUCGACAGCGCGAGUCCAACGCGCGCAAGCUUCGCCGGGGUCGGAUCCGGCUCCGCGUCGCUGCGGAGCCCACGCCCGCGCUCGGGCGCGGGGCCGGGAGCGGGCGUGCGCGCGUCGCUCGCGCUGAGCCCGAGCCCGAUCGGAGAGGAGCCGCCGCCGACGCUGCGGUCGCCGCUGCGGCAGGCGCACGCCGUGCCCGAUGACACGCCUCGGGCGUUGGUGGAUGUGCUACCAUCGCCGCCGCCACCAACGUUGGUUGCGCAGGAGGCGCCAUAG
Epithele typhae is the source of this 1872-nucleotide messenger RNA. RefSeq lists its product as uncharacterized. The transcript has 9 exons. The record is from RefSeq and is a predicted model, not a curated record. The coding region runs from base 1 to 1872 and encodes 623 amino acids. Lineage: Eukaryota; Fungi; Basidiomycota; Agaricomycetes; Polyporales; Epitheliaceae.